AUGGCCACGACCGUGAUCCUCGGCGCAGGCAUCAUCGGCACCUCAACCGCCUACUACCUCUCCAAACACCAGCCCGGCUCCAGCAUCCACGUCGUCGAGGCAUCCCCGGAGCUCUUCGCCUCCGCCUCGGGCUACGCGGGCGGCUUCCUCGCGAAGGACUGGUUUGGUCCCGCGGCCGCGGCCCUGGGCGCCCUCAGCUUCGAGGAGCAUCGCAAGCUCGCCGAGAAGGAGGACGGGGCGCGCAGAUGGGGGUACGCACGGAGCACGUCAAUUAGUCUGGCGCAGGCGGCGGGGUCGAGGAAGGGGGGCAGCGUCGAUGUCUGGUGUCGCGAGGGCGCGAGCCGGGCGGAGGCUGCGAGCGGGGGUGGAGAUGGGGAUGGCAUCGGUGAUGCGCUGGCGGGUGUUGCGCUGCCGUGGUUGAGGAGGGCGGAGGGCGAUGCGGUGGAGGUUAUUAGUGAGGAGGGGACUACUGCACAGGUAGAUCCACUGGAACUAUCGCGAUUCCUCCUACAAAGGUGCCAGGAAGCAUGUGUUCACCUACACCAUCCCGCCAAAGCAUUAUCUAUCGCGGCAGACGUCCGCGGCGAACUCUCCAGCAUCUGCAUCGCCGACACGCAGUCCAGCUCCGAGACUGACGUGCCCUGCACCAACAUCAUCAUCGCGGCCGGCGCAUGGUCAGCCCAGGUCUUCGCCACCCUCUUCCCUACUUCAACCACAAAACUGCCCGUCUCGAGUCUCGCGGGACACUCACUGGUAGUGAAGUCCCCGCGCUGGCUACGGGAACACGAGGAGAAGCUAGGUUGUCACUCGGUCUUUAUGACCAGCACGCAACCGGGCUAUUCACCCGAGAUCUUCUCCCGCAUCGGCGGGCACAUCUACAUCGCGGGCCUGAACUCGGCGACGGAGCCGCUGCCGGCGCUGGCUACGGAUGCGAAGGCGGGAAUCUCGCAAUCGGCUAUCGAGACGUUGCGGGACACGGCGAGGGAGGUGCUGGGCAAGGGCUCGGUAGAGGAUGACUUGGAAAUCGUCAGGGAGGGCUUGUGUUUCCGGCCCGUGACGGAUCGGGGCACGCCGAUACUCGGCCGGAUUCCGGAUCGGUGUCUCGGGGACGGCGUGGCUACGAGGACUGGGGCUGAGGGCGGUGUCUAUCUUGCUGCGGGCCAUGGACCUUGGGGUAUAAGCAUGUCUCUCGGGACGGGGAAGGUUGUGGCGGAGAUGGUGCAGGGGAGGGGGUUGAGCGCUGAUGUGUCGAUGUUGAGCUUGCGGUAG
Anthostomella pinea is the source of this 1269-nucleotide messenger RNA. The record is from the annotation of a GenBank genome assembly. NCBI's taxonomy places the organism in Eukaryota, Fungi, Ascomycota, Sordariomycetes, Xylariales, Xylariaceae.